Messenger RNA from Fusarium falciforme, 1767 nucleotides. RefSeq lists its product as hypothetical. Gene Ontology annotation, molecular function: nucleic acid binding. The transcript has 4 exons. The record is from RefSeq and is a predicted model, not a curated record. NCBI's taxonomy places the organism in Eukaryota, Fungi, Ascomycota, Sordariomycetes, Hypocreales, Nectriaceae. Bases 1 to 1767 code for a protein of 588 amino acids.
AUGGAAGACCGCGGCCUCGUUGAGAAGUGGUUCCACGCUUGGCGAGAGUAUAUGCGUUAUGUCAAGCCCGAGAACGUGUGGAACGUCGAUGAGAUUGGCUUCAUGAUUGGAUACCUCCUGAAAGGCACGUUCCUAUGGACUUUCGCAGAGAUUGACCGGCCAAUUCUCACUGAUGCUCAUGAACUCGUCUCUAUGACAGUCAUAGAGGCUAUCUCGGCAACUGGGAAGACGAUUGCACCAUUCCAAAUCAUGCCCGGAGUCCAGCUCCCGAUCAAGUGGUUUGACAACGACCUACAUGACGAUACCGUCAUUGCCACGAGCCCUAAGGGCUAUAUCACUGAUAUGCUCGCCUUAGAAUGGAUUGAACACUUUGAGAAACUGACGAGACCUUCAAAUCCCAACGAAAAACGAGUCAUACUCCUGGAUGGAUGCGAGAGUCACUUCACCAAGGAACUCUAUGAGAUGAGGAAUCGAACCUUUAAGAAGUCGACGAUAGUCUCUGCUUGGAGGAAGUGCGGUAUCUAUCCUUUCGACCCGUCAGUGGUUUUGGAUCAGAUGGUCGAUCCGUUGUCAUCUCUGAGCCAAGAAGUCAACGAGCAAGACCUCCCUGGUUAUAUCACACUUGGAGAGACUUCUGAUAGCGCUUCUGACGGCGGGGACGAGACCGGAAGUCAUACUGAAGCCGGAAAUGACGAUGAGAGUGAGGAGGAACAGCCAGAGACACGCAAAACACCAGAAAUGAUGAACUGGAACACCGUCGACACGCCACCUUUCAACAUACGUGUCAUCCAGCGUUACCAGGAGUAUGUUGCCCUGCGGAUCGAGGCAUCUAUCGUCUCCGGCAUCCGGCUGACUCCCUCGGUUGCCCGUGUUCAUGAGAAGUCGAGGAAAGCAACUGAAGUUCUCAUGAUAAAUGGCGUUACGUCGACUCAGGAGAUGAAACGUUUGAAAGAGAAGAAUUUGCGUCGACGGGCACUACAGGAAGGGACUUCUAUUCGUCGCAAAGGACCUGUCGGAAAGCUCCACAACCUCGUGGUCGACGUCAGAGGGUUUGACCAGCUUACUUAUCUGCUGCGGAGCAUACAACGUUCUGAAUUCGACAUGUCCUCGGAUGCCAGAAUCAGAGCAAGGAAGCCACUCGACUGGAUCAUUGACAACGAUACCCGGUGGCUUUCUCAACUGUAUAUGAUCAGGCGCGCCCUCACUCUUCGGCCAUUCGUCGAGCAGCUCGUCUUGAAGCAUCGUCAGCAAUGGGAGCAGGAUAAUAGGUCGAGGAGGACAGGCAACCUCAGGAAGUCAGCUAAGGAGCCCCGGAUUUGCUUGGAGGAGAACCAGCUUACGGCGAAUGACUGGGACGUGCUCGAACACCUAGCCAAACUUCUGGGGUUCUACGAGGAUGCUGUCAAGACUCUAGAAGGCGACGGUCAGCAGCGCAGGCGGAAACAAGGAAUCAACAUCAAUUUGGGUUGGGAAAAGCUCAAUAAAUCCUACAGCAGCCUGGACGAGACGCUGAUCUAUUACAAGGUUUUAGCGUUGCACCCGGCUUUCCGAUGGGGAUAUUUCGAGAAUGAGUGGAAGGACAACCCGGAAUGGGUCAGGAAGGCGAAGCAGAUGGUUCGAGAAGUAUGGGAAAGGGAAUAUCGUCACCUUCAGAUUGUACGAAAUCCCGUGGCCGACGAACCAGUUGCGAAGCGGCAGCGGAAGACUACAACCCGUUUCAGGCGUAUUGUGAGCGCACUCGGCCGGUCUCCGGGUGCAGCGUGGUGA